Dothidotthia symphoricarpi CBS 119687 is the source of this 813-nucleotide messenger RNA. Its product is annotated as PH domain-like protein. The coding region runs from base 1 to 813 and encodes 270 amino acids. Gene Ontology annotation, molecular function: mRNA binding; enzyme activator activity. Gene Ontology annotation, biological process: deadenylation-dependent decapping of nuclear-transcribed mRNA; positive regulation of catalytic activity; deadenylation-independent decapping of nuclear-transcribed mRNA. NCBI's taxonomy places the organism in Eukaryota, Fungi, Ascomycota, Dothideomycetes, Pleosporales, Dothidotthiaceae. The record is from RefSeq and is a predicted model, not a curated record. Gene Ontology annotation, cellular component: P-body. The transcript has a single exon.
AUGGCGCCCCAAAGAGCCAAAGCACGUGUCAGCUACCCCCAGCCGCCUCCGCUGCCCUCCGACUACGAGACCGACGCUGCGCCGCCCGCCGUCGACCUGCCCCCACCACCCCCGCGCUCAAACGAAGAGCUCAACUUCUCGGUCCUGCGUCGCCAGUACUCGGACCUCGUCUCCAUCGAGCACGUCACGCCCUAUGCCGCCCUGUACACGUUCAACCUCGAGACGCAGCAAUGGGAGAAGGUCGGCAUCGAGGGCACCCUGUUUGUGUGCCAACUGACGCCGUCGCCCGUUGGCGCCAUGUGUUUCUGCGUCAUCAUCCUCAACCGCCGCGGACUCGACAACUUCUACAUCGACCUCACCAGCCCUGAGGUUAUGGAGAUCACCGACCCCUAUGUCAUCAUGCAGGGUGACCAGGUCUACGGCAUCUGGAUCUUCGCCGACCCACCGCCUGCCUCGACCGCAAACUGCCGCAUCGAGACGGCGAACAAGAUGAUGGAAAUCGCGGCGAGGGCACAAGAGAGCUCGGAAGCGAAGGAAAGAGAGGGGAAGAACGGCGUCCAUCAGGCCAGCAUACAGGUAGAGGAUGCCUCUUCUGCCCCCAUGGGACGCCAGCUUUCCUUGCGCGAGCUCUUUGGCCAGCAACGCCAGCAGGAUGCUGGUUUCAGCGUGCACACUCACAACACCCAACCUAUGCCGCACAUGUACCCGCCACAGUCAGCAUACACCCCGACGCCCAAUUCUCGGCCAGCGCAGCAAGAUGUGCUGGGCCAGCUUUUCAUGAAGGCCAAGCAGGAUUACAAUGGCCUUGGCUGA